UCCUAAUUUGCUGGAAUGUCCAAUAGUUAAUAGUAGUUUUUUUUUUUUUUUUUUUCAAUUUAAGGCUAAACCCAGGGUUUAAAAGCUAAAUUGAACCAUACAAGGCUAAGGGCUAAAUUGAACUUGCGAUUUCUCAAAUCCGUACCUCAAAGAUAACUAAGAAUCCUCACCUGCAAGGAAAGUGACCUCUCUACAAAUGGGCUCCGAAGAUUUAGAAGGAAAAGAAAUUUGGCGUUUGAAGAAGACAGGGAAAGCGAGAGAACGCUACUCGAAGAACAUUAAUAUAGUGUUCAGGAAUGUUUGUGAGGCUUUUGCAGUUUAUACUUUGAAUGGAUAAGAGUUGGCUAAACAUAUCGCAUAGGAACAAUCCUUUAUAUGAGAAUGGAGCUAAGGAGUUUCUUCAUUUUGCCUCAUUAGAUAGGCCUGAUUCAUCUGAAAUCUUGUGUCCAUGUCGAAAGUGUCGUAAUAUGAUAUUUGUCCCAAAAGAUUUGAUCGUUGAACACAUUGUGGUUGAUGGAUUUUUAACUAGUUAUACUACUUGGAUUUAUCAUGGUGAGAGAUCAUCUUCAUCAGUAUCUGUUGAUAAGUUAGAUAGAGGUGAUGAAAUGCAAGACAUGUUACAUGAAGCAUUUGGGAUUCCUCCUACAUCUGGUUUUGUUGAUAUAGACACUGAUGGUGAUGGAUUUGGUGGGUCAAAUCAACAUAACAGGGGGGUUGAUAAGAAGACUAGAGAAUUUUUUAACUUACUGAAAGAAGUUGAACGUGAGUUAUAUCCUGGAAGCAAGUAUUCACUCCUUUCCUUCCUUGUUCAUCUAUUACAUUUAAAGUGUCUCAAUGGGUGGAGUAACAAUUCAUUUUCCAUGCUGCUAGAGUUGUUAAAAGAUGUGCUUCCUGAAGGUGAAACACUACCCAAGUCCUUUAAUGAUGCAAAGAAAAUUAUUAAAGAUUUAGGACUUGAAUACAAAAAAAAUACGUGCAUGUCCAAAUGAUUGUAUGAUUUAUUGGAAUGAGACGAAAGAUAGAACGGAUUGUAAGUUUUGCAAAGCACCAAGAUACAAACAUUUCAAAGGUGAAUCGGUUAAUAGCGGUUCAGAAACCUCUAAAAUUCCAGCAAAGGUGUUUAGAUAUUUUCCAUUGAUACCGCGGCUUCAAAGACUAUUUAUGUCGGCUAAAACAUCUACUGAAAUGAGAUGGCAUGUCGAAGGUCGCACUAGAGAUGGGGUAAUGCGACAUCCUGCUGACAGUAUUGCUUGGAGGAAAUUUGAUGAAGCGCAUGUAGAUUUUGCUCAAGAUCCUCGGAAUGUUAGAUUGGAUUGGCUUCAGAUGGCUUUAGUACAUUCAAGUCUAUGUCUAUCUCACAUAGCACAUGGCCACUCAUCUUGGUUCCAUAUAACUUGCCACCAUGGUUGUGCAUGAAACAACCAUAUAUGAUAUUAUCAAUGAUUAUUGAUGGCCCUCGUGCACCAGGCAAUGAUAUUGAUGUCUAUCUACGACCCUUAAUUGAUGAGUUAAAAGAAUUGUGGGUUGGUGUUGACACUUAUGAUGCAUCAAACAAUCAGAUGUUUCAAAUGCGUGCAUCAUUGCUUUGGACAAUCAGUGAUUUUCCAGCACUAGGUAACUUAUCAGGAUAUGGUGUGAAAACUAGAUAUUCUUGUCCAUGUUGUCUUACCAAGACUAAAUUUACAAGAUUGAAAAAUGGACGGAAGUAUUGUUUCAUGUCUCAUAGGCGAUGGUUACCUCAUGGGCACAAGUUUCGAAAAGAUAAAGUUACAUUCAAUGGCCUUGCGGAGUUGGAGGUAGCACCUAAACGAUUGUCAGGAAUUGAGGUUCAUGAGCAAUUGAACAAUAUAAAAAAUAAUUUUGGAAAAGAUCCAUUGGCCAAAUCACGUAAAAGGAAAUGGGGGGAUGUUGAUGAUAUUGAUAAUGUGUUGCAAAAUAUAUGGAACAAAAGGAGCAUAUUUUUUGAGUUGGAAUACUGGAAGGACAAUAUGAUCCGUCAUAAUCUUGACACGAUGCAUAUUGAAAAGAAUGUCUUUGACAACAUAUUUUGGACAUUAUUGAAUGUUGAUGGCAAAGGAAAAGAUAAUCUAAAGUCUAGUUUGGAUUUACAAGAGAUGGGGAUUCGAAAAGCUUUGCAUCCUAAGAAAAAAGCUAAUGGCAAAUAUUAUCUACCCCCUGCGUGUUUCACAGAGUAACACACAAAAAGAUAU
Molecule: messenger RNA, 2210 nt
Organism: Lycium ferocissimum
Lineage: Eukaryota; Viridiplantae; Streptophyta; Magnoliopsida; Solanales; Solanaceae
Exons: 3
Coding region: 1347-2195 (282 amino acids)
Source: RefSeq, a predicted model, not a curated record